AUUUAUUAACCGUUUUGGAUUAAUUCCCGUGCAAUUCAAUCAACAACUCAAUUAACAACGCGAUUAAAUGAAACGAUUGUUACUUCAAUGAUAAUUAAUACCUAAAAAAGGCACAUAAAAUUAUCCAAAUUCAAAGACCAGUGAAACGUUUUAUGGCACUGUGAUCAAAGGAAUUAUGGCUGAGAACGGCGCUUUUAGGCGCUUUUACGCAAUUACUCCUUUCGCUACUGGCCUCAAUGAUGAGCUUGGGGAAGAUAUCCCUAUACCACCUGUCGUUUCGGAUAUACUACAACCAAGCCAGAAUGCUGUCCCAACAGCACCAUUACCACUUUACUCAAACCAGCGAAAUUCAGUCGGAGAACAAAAGGUUCAGGGGCCUUCUGCAGCCACCUCAGCAUCACUAUCGCAACCCAGGUCACAACUCGCUGUCCACAUUAGGUCGUCAGCACCACCUUCACCAUCUCAUAUCAGGCAACGACAGUCUACAGGGAUAAGCCAGGAACCCCAACUCAGAGGCAGUCCUACAGCAGCGAGGCAAAAUAUCUCCGUCAUUUUACCUCCAGUUCCCUUACAACGUAGCGUAGAAGGGGCUAGUUUCCAACCGAGGAAAAGGGGCAGGCCAAAGGGCUCCUAUUCAGUCAAGAGAGAAGGCAACACGGAGAAUGCUAAGCCCAGCGCGCCCAAGAAAGAACCCUCUAAAGAACCGAAGCGGCGCGGGAGGCCACCACGUGACCAUACGCCCUCGGUUAGAGAAUACUACCUACGGUCUAAGGUCGAAUACGCACCAUUUCUGUGUGAAUGGAAAUGUUCCUCGGGCCGUUCUUGUCCAGCCGAAUUGCAAAACAUGAAGACGUUACGCAGACAUGUCUUCCUCGUCCACGGGGACGAAGACCCAUUAGUCUGCCAGUGGGGUAAGUGCGCGGCAAGGGAUACCCCUAUAAAGUUCGCAUCGGAAACGGAAUUCGAGGAGCACAUGGAGAAAGCGCAUUUUAGGUCGUUCGUGUGGCACAUGGGAGACGGGUACCAGAACGAGGGCAUAUCGACGCUGAAGCGCGACGCCGACGAGCUUCCGGAGUACUUGUUCGACGAAGACGGGAACCAAGUCACCCCGUCGAUUGCGGAACAGCGACUUGAGGAUGACCAAGAAUAUAAAGAGAGGAAACGGAAACUGAGGCGCCUGCUUAUUCAACAGGAUGAGAAUGCUCCCACCGAAGAGGAAUGGAUGAGGCAGACGCUAGGACUCGUCUGAUAUAAGACGUCUAGUAAUGGUGGUAGCGUCGUCCGUUAUUGAACCGUGCCUUGGGUAAAAUGUAAUUUGGUCCAUCUGAUAUCUGGUCGUACAGAUUAGGUCUUUAGACUCGACUCCAAAGGGAUGACUCCAAAGGGAUGGCGGACUCCAUACCCAUUACCUUACCUAUUUCUAUAUUUGAUUAACCCUAUGUAGGAUGCAGUGCAGACGUGUAUGACUGAAGUAUCAAAGUUGUAAUACAAUCAUAUAAUUAUUAACGAGCAUCCCGUUGGCUUGACAUGAA
Daldinia caldariorum is the source of this 1532-nucleotide messenger RNA. RefSeq lists its product as uncharacterized. The record is from RefSeq and is a predicted model, not a curated record. Lineage: Eukaryota; Fungi; Ascomycota; Sordariomycetes; Xylariales; Hypoxylaceae. The transcript has 2 exons. The coding region runs from base 176 to 1249 and encodes 357 amino acids.